Molecule: messenger RNA, 1098 nt
Organism: Ilex paraguariensis (yerba mate)
Lineage: Eukaryota; Viridiplantae; Streptophyta; Magnoliopsida; Aquifoliales; Aquifoliaceae
Source: the annotation of a GenBank genome assembly
GGAUCGGCUGCUGGGACUCGCAGUUGCGAGCUCCUUCGAUUGUGUGAGUUAAGUUUUCACUCUCUUACAGAGACAAGCGAUGGCAGAGAUCACUACGACCCCUGGCGGUGACAUUCCUCCAAAUAUGACUAUUUACAUCAACAACCUCAACGAGAAAGUCAAGCUCGAAGAGUUGAAGAAAUCGCUGAAUGCGGUGUUCUCUCAAUUUGGAAAGAUAUUGGAGGUUUUAGCAUUCAAAACCCUCAAACACAAAGGUCAAGCUUGGGUUGUUUUCGAGGACGCUUCUUCCGCCACCAAGGCGCUUCGCCAGAUGCAGGGCUUCCCUUUCUAUGACAAGCCCAUGAGGAUACAAUAUGCAAAGACAAAAUCAGAUGUCGUUGCGAAAGCGGAUGGUACUUUUGUACCAAGAGAAAGAAGAAAGAGGCAUGAGGAGAGAGGGAGGAAGCGAAAAGAGCAACUAGAUCCUAACCAAGCUGCAAUGGGUCUGAAUCCCGCCUAUGCUGGUGCCUAUGGUGCAACACCACCUUUAUCACAGAUAACGUACAUUGGUGGUGCUAAAUCUGCCCUCCCAGAGGCUCCUGCUCCACCAAAUAGCAUAUUGUUCAUCCAGAAUCUUCCUCAUCAGACAACUCCAAUGAUGCUGCAAAUGCUCUUCUGUCAGUAUUCCGGCUUUAAGGAAGUUAGGAUGGUGGAAGCGAAACCUGGAAUUGCCUUUAUAGAGUAUGAAAAUGAGAUGCAAUCGACUGUUGCAAUGCAGGGACUCCAGGGAUUCAAGAUAACCGCCGAGAACCCAAUGCUGAUUACCUAUGCAAAGAAGUAGAUGAAUGGACUUUUUUUUCAGGCUAUUUUUAUAAGUGGGAGGACAGGAGUAUGUAGAAUUUUGACGUUAAGCAUGUUAUUAAUCGUAUUUGCUCAUUUGUCUUUAGUCGAGGGAUAGGACCUGUAUAACUGUAGUAUGUUACCUUGUUACACUGGGCUUGUAGUUUGAUUACCAUUUUCUGCAAAAUUUCUGUGAACACUAAAUUAGCUCAGGUGACAGAUGCUUCAUGAUUUCUCUUUGCUUAUGUCUUGUUGCCAUUAUCUCACUCGUCCUUUCGC